Molecule: messenger RNA, 433 nt
Organism: Trichomonas vaginalis G3
Lineage: Eukaryota; Parabasalia; Trichomonadida; Trichomonadidae
Product: protein of unknown function, DUF4106 family
Exons: 1
Source: RefSeq, a predicted model, not a curated record
AUGCUUAAAGAAGAGUGUGGUUUCCCAGAUAGUAUUGACUUUAGUGACAGAUAUAAAGAAGCUAUUGGAAAGUUCAAGGAUGGAAAUACUGACCCGAACCUAUUUAGCUUUAUGGCUCAGCACCAAAACGGAUAUAAUCUCAAACCUGGAAAAUACAAGCUCGCUAAGGGAUAUGAUUUAAUAGCAUAUCAUCCAAAUGACAUGGAUGAAUUUACUCCGAGAUAUUUGAUGUCAGAGCUAAAUGACAAUUCAACUUUCGUCAUGAAACGCGUAAAAAAUAGAGACGGAACGAAAGAACAAAAGCUUAUGAAUGCGGAUGACGUAGAUAGGGAAAUUGUUGAAAACGGUCUCGGAAUAUAUGAAAUGCCAGCAGAUGAGGUACAAGAAACUCCACAGGAAGAAGUUCAGAUACAACCAGACAUGGAAGAAAUAG